AUGGCACAGUAUAUCCCCAAAAUUACUUCCGAUUCUCUCCAUCGCAAGGUCGUCCUGAUCACAGGUGGUGCCAAUGGAAUCGGUGCUUGUCUAGUGAAGCAAUGCUUGGAAAGCGGCGCCAACGUCUGCAUUGGCGACUUGGAUAACAUCUCGGGUGAGCGUCUGCUAAAGAACUGUCGCGACAACUUCCACCCAGAGGAAGAGGAUAUGCCCCCACGGGCAAUCUUUCAGACCACUGAUGUUACGAACUAUCCAUCGGUGCUGGCGCUGUUCGAUCUGGCUUUCAAGACCUAUAAACGCAUCGAUCACGUCGUCUCUGCGGCGGGGAUCGUAGAAAUCGGCAAUUGGUUUGACUUUGGACUUACGCUGGAGGACGUUCGCCAGACUCCAACCCAUAAAGUCCUGGAUGUCAACCUCCUUGGCUCCAUGUACGUCUCCCGCCUCGCAUCUGUAUACUUGCGUCACAACCGCGGAGGCAACUCCGAUCGGUCUAUUCUCUUGUUCUCUUGUGUCUCUGGUUUCAAGGAGAGCCCAUCCCUCUUCAUCUACCAGGCCUCCAAGCACGGUGUCACUGGGCUCAUGCGCUCCCUACGCAACUACAUCUCCUCCCCGUAUAAGCAUUCCCUCCGUAUCAAUACGAUAUGUCCAUGGGUGACCCAGACCGAGAGCAUCAAAAAGGUUGAGGCACAAUGGAAGAAUGCUGAUCUUCCAACCAAUACUCCGGACGAGGUUGCUACGGUGGCCACUGGAGUCUUGAAUGACCCGUCACUCAACGGUACGUCCAUGUUCGUUGAAGGAGGUCGUGCCUGGGAGAUCGAACACAAUAUUAACCGACUGGAGUCGGAAUGGUUGGGCGAAGCUCCGUCUAAAGUGCUCGGAUUGGGCCAACAGUUGCUCGCUGACGGGGCUAUCUGGACUGCCCCGGAGCGAGUUCGGAAGAGGAGCAGCGUCUCCUGCGGAAUACCACCGGGUGUGCCUCUCCAUAAGAUCAACGGCCUCUCGAAUGGCAUAAAGAAUGGCAUCUCCAAUGGCAUGAACAGCAGCAUAACGAAUGGAACAACCAACGCAUUGCCCAACGGGCUCGCCAAUGGAGUGCUUAACGGAGCCACGAACGGGAUGCAUUAA
Messenger RNA from Penicillium canescens, 1125 nucleotides. RefSeq names its product putative 3-hydroxyacyl-CoA dehydrogenase. Gene Ontology annotation, cellular component: cytoplasm. NCBI's taxonomy places the organism in Eukaryota, Fungi, Ascomycota, Eurotiomycetes, Eurotiales, Aspergillaceae. Gene Ontology annotation, molecular function: oxidoreductase activity, acting on the CH-OH group of donors, NAD or NADP as acceptor. The record is from RefSeq and is a predicted model, not a curated record. The transcript is spliced from 3 exons. Bases 1 to 1125 code for a protein of 374 amino acids.